AUGACGCCGUUGAAGACGAAGGACAGUCGACCACUACAAGUCUGUUACAUCUGUUCUGCGAGUCUACAUAACUGUUACAUGCUACGGACGAGCUGCCGCCGCAGUGAGGAGCUGUUGACACAGAUGCUUCACAGCAACACGUUAGAAUCGGUAAAGCGACAGGAUGCUCCAACCACCACCGGCAGGCUGCGGGUGACGGCCGUGGUGCACUUCAGCAUGGGGGGAGUACCCGAAGGCAACAGCGCCGCUGAUGUUAAAGCCGAGUCUCCGGAGGUAUUCGUCGAUGUCGUCGUGAAGAGAGAGGACGCUGAGGGUGUACAAGACUGUCCCCCAAAAGAAAAUGGCGCACACUCUGUAGGGUCCGAUGAUGAUUUACCUCUAGAUAUCGUGAAGAACGAACUGCAAGUGGAUACAAGUGUGAGCCCAAGGAACGAGGAACCUCUCGCGGUCACUUCGAGCAGCUUGAGCAAUGGGGUGCAAGCAGCGGUGAAGGUGGAACACAUGAUCGGCGACGACAAGCCGUUUUACUUCCAGUGCCGGGCGUGCAAGAAGAGCUUCUACGAGCGGCGCCGCCUCAACGCGCACGCCUGCCCCCACGCCGACAAGAAGCCCUACAAGUGCGACGUGUGCGACAAGCGCUUCCAGCUCAAGUGUCGUCUGAUGUUCCACGCGCGGAAACACUGCGAGGAGGAGCCGUACCGCUGCAGCCUCUGCGACAAGACCUUCGACAAGAGGUACCGCCUCAACUACCACGUCCGCGCGCACACCGGCGAGAAGCCUUACCAGUGCGAAGUGUGCGAGAAACGGUUCAUAACCAAAAAUUACUUGUCGAAGCAUGGCCGCAUGCACAGCUCGGAGCGACCGUUCGAGUGCGACGUGUGCAGCAAGACGUUCAAGCUGAAAUCGAACCUGGUCACUCACGUGCGACGGCACAGCGACGAGAGGCCGUUCCGGUGUCACGUUUGUAACAAGGGUUUCAACUAUAACGGGAACCUGAAGAAGCACAUUCAGAUCCACACCGGGGAGCGGCCGCACGCGUGCGAGGCCUGCGGGAAGCGGUUCAUCAACAACAGCGACCUGGUCAAGCACCGCCGCACGCACUCGCGCUCCGGCGAGAAGCCCUUCCGCUGCGAGCGCUGCCACGAGACCUUCAACUACAACAGCAACUUCCUCAAGCACAAGCGGGAGAGGUGCAGGCUCAGCCGGACCGAUUAA
This is a messenger RNA of Arctia plantaginis, 1215 nucleotides long. The record is from the annotation of a GenBank genome assembly. NCBI's taxonomy places the organism in Eukaryota, Metazoa, Arthropoda, Insecta, Lepidoptera, Erebidae.